AUGCUGGAGGACUGGCGGACCCUGGCCAGGAAGAAGAGCCGCGGCGGGGACUCGCAGGACGGCGGGGUGAAGGUCCUGCUGCUGGCCGCCUACUCCCUCAUCAUCGUGGUGUCCCUGUUCGGGAACAUCCUGGUGUGCCAUGUGCUGGUGAAAAACCAGCGCACCCAGUCCACCACCAGCUUGUUCAUCAUGAACCUGGCUGUGGCUGACAUCUUCAUCACUGUUCUUAACACACCCUUCACCCUGGUCCGGUUCGUGAACAGCACCUGGGUGUUUGGGAGGGCUAUGUGUCACAUCAGCCGCUUUGUGCAGUACUGCUCCCUGCACGUCUCCACUCUCACACUGACGGCCAUCGCACUGGACCGGCGUCAGGUUAUUUUACAUCCUCUGAGACCUCGCAGGUCCCAAGCUCAAGGUCGUGUUUGGGUGGUUGUGAUCUGGAUAAUGGCCUCCUGCUUCUCCCUCCCUCAUGCAAUCUACCAGAAACUCCUAACCUUUACAUACAGUAAGGAGCAGGAGCGCAGCCUGUGCGUCCCAGACUUCCCAGAGCCGUCAGACAUCUACUGGCAGUACAUCGACCUCCUGACCUUCAUAUUACUUUACGUGCUGCCGCUCCUCAUCAUCACUGCUUCCUACACCACAGUGGCCUGUCGGUUGUGGCGCCACAACACCAUUGGCGAUACCACGACCGCUCAGCACGCCACCCAGAGAAGAAAGCGGAGGCGGACAUUAGCCAUGCUGCUUCUUGUGGUCGGGGUGUUCGCUGUCUGUUGGUUCCCGCUCAAUUGCUACGUGGUGCUGCUUUCCAGCCAGGCCAUCCACUCGUCCAACGCCCUCUACUUCUGCUUUCACUGGCUGGCCAUGAGCUCCACCUGCUACAACCCUUUCAUCUACUGCUGCCUGAAUCCCACCUUCCGCCAUGAGCUGCGGCUGCUGCAUGACAUGUGCAGGAGGAAACAGAGGGCGGUCGGGUUGGAAGUUGAACUUCGGCCCGCAGUCAUCUGCCCUCCCUGUCACAAGGCCGCAUGGCCCGACAACCACGAUCAGGCCCGCAACCUGAAAGAGACACAUGUGCUUUUCACUGCCAGACAGGUGCUCACAGGGAGAGCUGACAUCCUGUCAGUGGAGCCCAUUGUGGCUGUGAGCUGAGUCAAUCAUCAGUAACUGAGAUUGUUAAGUCUGAGGAUUUCAUCUUGUCCAGAAGACCACUGGAAAUCAGGAUUAUGAUUUUUGUGAUGGAUUUAAAUGAGAAGGUGCUGGUGUUUUCUGAAGAGAGACUGUAAUGUCUGAAGAGGGACCUCUGCCUGAACUGAAAGUUGAAAUCAAUAAGUCAAUCGGAGCAUCAACUGUUCAGCGGACAUUAUAGCCUUUUUUUUCUUCACUAAGAUCUUUUCACACCUUUUCUCUUUUUGUGCAUUGUUGGGAGAAAAAUAUGAACUCAGCUCUUAGAAACUGACAAAGAUAUGUAGAUAUUCAAAUUUACAUUUUGCCUUUGACUCCUUUAAGCUGGCUUAACAUUGGAAAUCGACAUCUCUGAUCUUUAAAACAGCUGUGGACUUAACAGUCUCAUCACAGGGUCCAUUUAGUCGUAUCCUUCUGAUCAUUUAAAAAAUGUAACUUCAUUAAGGAGGUGUAAUAUAUUAAGAGACUAUCUUCAUUACACUUUUUAAACAGGGUUAUUAUGUCAUGGGGACAUUGCAAAGAAUGAAAUGAUGCAAACUGAGUUCUUUCUUUCCUUUGCAAUGAGCUUAUGCCAACAGAAUCUGCUGAAAAAAAUCAUGCUUUCAUUCUGAUUUCUUGAGCUGGGUUUUUUUUCUUUCAAAAGCCUCCACAGGCAGGAAUGAUCCUGCUGGGGAAACAACAAAGUCCAAUCAUCCCUCAGAAUCCCUCUCUCUCUCUGAAAGUCUGAAAAAAAUAGGUUUCGCUUUGCUCUGACAGACAGAAACUCAGUGGCAAUGAAAUGCUCUUCACGUUGAUUUACGGGUCAUUUACUACCUGUCCUGCUGCUCGUACCUAUUUGUGCUCCUCUUUGAUUCCCUGUCAUGCAGCCGGAGGGUUUGCACAGUGCGCACAAGACAGCGCUGAGGGACACGUCCACCUACAGUCAGUCUGAGUUUUUGUUGAUAAAAGACCUCUCAGUACCGGCAGCAGCAGGGACACAAACCGCUGUAGUGAUGAUGAUAUGAUGAUCAUAUCAGGGUUUUUAUCAAUAAAUCAUUUCUCAGCUGAUGGUCCGACUUUCAGCUGCACCUGUUCCCUUUAUUCGCACCUUGGGAACAAUUUAAUAAAAAAUGUAUAUAAUAAU
Molecule: messenger RNA, 2305 nt
Organism: Limanda limanda (common dab)
Lineage: Eukaryota; Metazoa; Chordata; Actinopteri; Pleuronectiformes; Pleuronectidae
Gene: gpr83
Product: G protein-coupled receptor 83
Exons: 5
Coding region: 1-1149 (382 amino acids)
Biological process (GO): neuropeptide signaling pathway
Cellular component (GO): membrane
Molecular function (GO): neuropeptide Y receptor activity
Source: RefSeq, a predicted model, not a curated record